UCCACCGACCAAGCAACAGAUUCUUCGCGAGCGCUCAACCGGAGUACGUACAGUGACCACCAACUAUGGCCUGGGGAUUUGCUAUUUAGGAUUCGAAGGUUACACGAUGUCCAAAAAUGGGAGCCUCAGUUCCUUCUGGUUGCCGGCCAAUCAAAAUGUGGUGUCAAUGUUCAACUUCUUCCGACGUCAUUAGCGACUGGGUUUCUUCCAUGUCGCCUCAUACCGAAAGCCCUCGAUGUUCGGCAGUACCGUCAGAAGGGGCACACGCCGUUCGCGAUUGGCGACACGAAACAGCGCUGUCCAUGCCCGGCCUCGCCAGGACACCUUGCCCCGCCACGACACCUCGUCUUGCGCUUUCCUCCGAGGGACAUGCGAAUCGAACACGACCCCACAUCACCAACAGCGACCAGCAUUUGCAGUCUUCCGCCGGGGCUCAUCAGACUGCGCACGUCGCGUUUUACGACGAGAAACGUCAACCAGGGCGUCAAGCAAGAACAGCGAGAGCGGAAAUCAGACGCAGUGCUUCUGGUUACAACUUGAACGGAUGCGCCAUGAGCGCCGUGGACGACGCGACAGAGUGGGAAGACUCCACCGAAGCUAGCGAGACUUUUGUGGAACGUCUUCGGUUUGUCCGCCGCGUGGAUUUGGGUGGUACGGCAGCCGGUCGUUCUCUGAUCAGGAUCAUGUUGGAGCAGUCUAGGGUUGGCAUCAGAGACAAAGGGGCAGACGCAUGCGCGGCAUAGAGAGGAAGGGCCUCAACGCAGUUAAGUGAUGAAAAUUUAAGUGGACGUGGCUUU
This is a messenger RNA of Colletotrichum destructivum, 797 nucleotides long. RefSeq lists its product as uncharacterized. Bases 117 to 743 code for a protein of 208 amino acids. The transcript has a single exon. Lineage: Eukaryota; Fungi; Ascomycota; Sordariomycetes; Glomerellales; Glomerellaceae. The record is from RefSeq and is a predicted model, not a curated record.